Molecule: messenger RNA, 4287 nt
Organism: Mus musculus (house mouse)
Lineage: Eukaryota; Metazoa; Chordata; Mammalia; Rodentia; Muridae
Gene: Trhr2
Product: thyrotropin releasing hormone receptor 2
Exons: 3
Coding region: 2093-3241 (382 amino acids)
Biological process (GO): G protein-coupled receptor signaling pathway; signal transduction
Cellular component (GO): membrane; plasma membrane
Molecular function (GO): G protein-coupled receptor activity; thyrotropin-releasing hormone receptor activity
Source: RefSeq, a predicted model, not a curated record
CUGACCUUAGAAGUUUCUCAGGGGGUCUAGGGGCUAUGGGGGGGCAGUUCUUGCUGGGACAUUGUAUGCAGUGGUCCUCACUGAGGUGUGUGUGUGUGUGUGUGCCCUAUACUGUGGGCACAGUACACAGGGCAUUCACAUCGGGGCUAAAUGGGUGUGGUAGCAAAUGAGAGUCCCUGGAGGUAAGGCAUCAGGGGUGGGCCUCUGCAGCUCUGGCUUCCACAUCUGGAAGAGCUCUGUGAGGUCUCUGGAUUCAGCCCUGGUUUACAGUGUCUUGCUGACGGUAGAGAAAGAGCUACUGGGGUUGAAGCAGCUGCUAGAGCCUGCAGAUCUCGGCUCCUCUGCUCCACCAGCCAGGAAUGUUCCAGCUGUGUGGAUUUGUCUGUAGGAGCAGGCAUGUGGUGUAUGUGUCUGUGCGGGAAUAUGAGGGUGGACGGUGUAUAUGUCUAGGUUGAGGAAAGUCAGCCUGUGGGAUGUGUGUGUGUGUGUGUGUGUGUGUGUAUGUGUGUGUGUGUCCAUCAUAUAUUGUGAGCACAGCACACAGGGCAUUCACAUCAGGGCUAAAUGUCAUGUAUGCACACAGAACAUGUGUUGCACACAUGUGUAAGGUCUGUAAUGCCUGUGUGGGCAGUCAUUGUGUGUUGGGUAUGAUUUUUGGCUUGUAUUUCUGUGUGUGUGUAUGCAUACCUGGAUGUAUGCUCAAGUGGGUGUAGACGUCUUCCAUGUGCAAAGGUGCAGUGCACGUGUGGAGGCACAGGCACAUUGUGUGUGCAUGUGUGCUGGGUGGCUAUACACAUGUGCUCUGUGCUGCAUGUAUACAGCUGUGUGUGGGCAGCAUCUGUGGAGGCAGCUUCUCCAUGAGCCCCCCCCCCGCCCCCCCACGCUUGUUCUGAUGAUCUGGUGCCUGUCCUGAGGGCUAUCAUAGUGCAGUGUGGGACUGAGCCUCAGGUCAUCCUGGGGUUUAUAUGGUGCUGGGCUCUGCAGUGUCUACAGGCAAUCACACUGGCAGGGUGCAAGCAUUGAGGUGUGUGGGUGUGUAGGGCUGAGUGUAGUGUUUGGUGUAUGUGUGUGUCUGUCUGCUGAGUGUGUUGCAUAGAGAAGUGUGUGUGUAUGUUGGUGUGUUGUAUGUUGAGAUGUGUGUGUUUGUGUCUUUGAAGUAUAUUUAAUCUUGUGUUCUGUUUGUAUGCAGUGUGGUACGUUUGCCCUGCAUGUCAGUUGUAGCAGGAACAUGUAUGUGCACUCUAAGCUAAACCCCCAUUUUGCUCCCAUGUUGGUGCCUGCCUUAACUGGAUCCCCAACAAAUCCUUUGUAGCCAUCGCCAGGAAGCUGGUACUCUGUGGAUCUCAGAACACACACCCAUCUCCUCGUGGUUCAUCUGAGUCUACUGGGUCUUGAGCCUCAGACACUUGCAGGUGAACAGAAGAUUCAGAGUCCACGAGGCUCAGGGCCUGGCUCUGUUGCUCUGGGCUUCAGGCUUGGCAGCUGAGCCCUCCCACCCUCAGCUGUGGGCUGGGACCAUAUCAUGCACUUUGUACUAUCAUAGGACUGCUGCGGCAGCUGCUGUCCCAAGAACCAUCCAUGCCCCUGUGCUGUUGGCUGCUCUAUUUCCACCCUUAGCCCUGACUCUAGAGCCCUCCUCGAAGCCUGCUGUUCUGCACCUCAGUGGAGGGUCCACAGGGCUUUAAACUACAGCUUCUCAACUCUCAAAUAUGCAUCCACCUGAUUUCUACGCUGACUCCUUUCUUGGCCUUCCUAUCUGAGCCCUGUCCCAGCAUCCCCCAUGCCCUAUAGACUGCCCUGAUGGCAUCUCCAGCUGCUCUUCCAGAGGACCUGGGUUCAAUUCCCAGCACCUAUAUGACAACUUACUUAUAGAUUGGAGUCUGUAACUCCAAUCCAGGGAAUGCCAUCUGAUGCCAUCUUUUGGCCUUCCCAGGCACUAGGUACACACACGAUACACAGACAUACAUUCAGUUAAAAUGCCCAUGCACAUAAAAAUAAAUAAAUAAAAAGGAAAUAAUUAAAUAAUAAAGAACAGGCACAGGUCACUUACCAAGGUCAAGGCCGGCAGGGCAUCACAGAAGACGCCAGCAAGAUGGAUGGUCCCAGCAAUGUCUCACUCGUUCACGGUGACACCACACUGGGCCUCCCAGAGUACAAAGUAGUCUCGGUCCUCCUGGUCCUCCUGGUGUGCACCGUGGGCAUCGUGGGCAAUGCCAUGGUGGUCCUGGUGGUGCUGACCUCACGUGACAUGCACACACCCACCAACUGCUACCUGGUCAGCCUGGCUCUCGCUGACCUCAUUGUGCUGCUGGCUGCGGGGCUGCCCAAUGUCUCUGACAGCCUGGUGGGGCACUGGAUCUAUGGACAUGCUGGCUGCUUGGGCAUCACCUACUUCCAGUACCUAGGCAUCAAUGUCUCCUCCUGCUCCAUCCUGGCCUUCACUGUGGAGAGGUACAUCGCCAUUUGCCACCCAAUGAGAGCACAGACCGUGUGCACUGUGGCCCGGGCCAGACGGAUCAUCGCAGGCAUUUGGGGGGUCACGUCCCUCUAUUGCUUACUCUGGUUCUUUCUGGUGGACCUCAAUGUCCGUGACAACCAGCGCCUGGAAUGUGGCUACAAGGUGUCCCGAGGCCUCUACCUGCCCAUCUACCUGCUGGACUUUGCUGUCUUCUUCAUUGCACCCUUGCUGGGGACCCUCGUGCUCUAUGGGUUCAUUGGAAGGAUCUUAUUUCAGAGCCCAUUGUCCCAGGAGGCCUGGCAGAAGGAGAGGCAGUCCCAUGGGCAGAGCGAGGGUACACCAGGCAACUGCUCUAGGUCCAAGAGCUCAAUGUCCUCCAGGAAGCAGGCCACCAGGAUGCUGGCCGUGAUUGUGUUGCUCUUUGCAGUGCUCUGGACCCCCUACCGCACACUGGUGCUGCUCAACUCCUUCCUGGCCCGGCCUUUCCUGGACCCCUGGGUCCUGCUGUUCUGCCGCACCUGCGUCUACACCAACAGUGCCAUCAACCCUGUCAUCUACAGCCUCAUGUCGCAGAAAUUCCGGGCAGCCUUCCUGAAACUGUGCUGGUGCCGGGCAGCUGGGUCCCAGAGACGUGCAGCAUGCGCCCCCACCAGCAACUACAGUGCUGCCCAGGAGACCUCCCUAGGAACUGAGAAGAUGCAACUGGGCUCCCGUGAGGUCUCAGGUCCAGCAGCAGCUGCUUCCCUGCGUUGCCAGCAUGAGCCCCACUUCAGUGUGCUCUGAGGACUCCUGCCUGGCCCCUGACUCCACUCCCCUGGUUGGCAUCUGUUCUGAGCACUGGCGGGCCAUCAGGAGAGGGGCAGGCAGCUCCUUGCUUCUGGGUCUCCAGAGAUUCCUUUACCAUGAAGAAGGACACUCGAACGCUCUCAGCUGGACCCUGGGUGGGAGGUUCUCUACUCCAAAUUGAGGCCGGUGGGAACAGAGAGGAGGCUGGAGGCCCAGCCUUCACCGUCUGUGGGAUCUACCCCCUUUAUCUGUUUUCACCAGUAUUUUAAGCAGUACCAUGUUAAGGGUAUUACUGAAGUAAUGUUCUUCUAAGCUUUGAUCGCAUCUGUCCCUUGGUGAGCCCAUGCACACAGGUCUCAAACCUGGUCACUGGACAGUGGGGGUUAUAUAGAACAGUGUCCAGCCAGUCACACCAGCACCCAAGGCUGCUCUGUGAUGUUCAGCCCCAGCUUCAGCCCUCCUUCCAGUCUUCUGUAACAGUGGGCAGCCCUGCAAGAGACUCCACCAAGCAAUCCUAUCCACCGCAGAUGUUCCUGAAGGAGAUCAUUUGUCUUUCCAACCUCCAUCAAGAAGCCACUUGACCCCGAAUGUGCAAGCCUGGCUCUCUCAACCCACUUUGCUAGCUGCUGCCCUGUAGGCUGUCUUUAGUGGAGGCGCACUGCAGACUCGAAGAUGAGAAGGCAGGGAAAGCCUUUGCAGAGAGACAGCCUCAGCUCUGUCUGCAGGACUCCUGGUUGAGCCUGAGGACGGCAGGCCUCUGAGUCCUACCCUGUAAAUGUGGUCAAUGACCCUAUCUUGGUCCUGGGACCCCAAGGCUGAGGGACUCAGUAUCAAAGACGUCUCAACAAGCAGGACAGUUCACUCUGUGACUGGAGACCUUGGGAAGGCAGAAAUUGGGGGGAUGCUUGUGGGGGUGUGUGGUUAGCCUGGGUGACUCAGCCUUCUCAAGCAGUUUCUGGCUUCCUGACUGGAUAUGGUCCUAGUGACUCAUCCCUGCACUGGGGAUGUGGGGUGCUCCAAAAUAGAUGUGGCUUUUUAGGGGC